Aspergillus steynii IBT 23096 is the source of this 12389-nucleotide messenger RNA. RefSeq lists its product as uncharacterized. Bases 1 to 12360 code for a protein of 4119 amino acids. Lineage: Eukaryota; Fungi; Ascomycota; Eurotiomycetes; Eurotiales; Aspergillaceae. Gene Ontology annotation, cellular component: cytoplasm. Gene Ontology annotation, molecular function: catalytic activity; phosphopantetheine binding. The transcript has 4 exons. Gene Ontology annotation, biological process: secondary metabolite biosynthetic process; amino acid activation for nonribosomal peptide biosynthetic process. The record is from RefSeq and is a predicted model, not a curated record.
AUGUCUGAAUCCGGCACUACCUAUGCGCAACACCAUUUUAUGCCUACUAGUGAGAAAGAAGGAUACGAUCACGAUGGAGAAUGGCCUACCAAACUCGAAGUUUUCGGUCCCAAGGUCAACAGACCUACGACGCUUCCAACACCCCCGCACGACAGAUCAAUCUCAUUAGAUAGCGGAAUCGCACUACAAGAACCACCAGGGGAAUUAACGCCACCGCCCGAUGAUGAAAAUGAUGAUGAAUUGCUCAAGGAGGUGGUCACGCAGUGCUGUUGCUCGUCAGACGACGUCGAGGAUAUGUACGACUGCACCCCUCUGCAAGAGGCAAUGGUGGCACAAACAAUGAAAGAUCCAGGUGCAUAUACUAUCGCGCAUAAGUUUUAUCUUUCUCCGGACGUCGACCCACACAAACUUCAGAGUGCCUGGAAUCAGACAGCCCAGGCCAAUCCCACACUCCGAACACGUAUGGUCACCACGCCUCAGCGAGGAUGUCUUCAAGUGGUUCUCCGAGGGCCCGUUCAGUGGCAGGAACACUGUGAUGAUGAGGCAGUUCCAGAUGAAACCACCGUCAUCGUCUGGAGGAUUGGUGCCCCACUGGCGGCUUUUUCGUUCAACACCAGCCGACACAUACUGCAGAUUAAAAUCCACCAUUCCAUAUGUGACAGGUGGUCCAUUGAUCUUCUACUAAAGCAGACAGAAGCAGCAUAUCGAGGGGAGGAACUUACGCCACGGUCAUUUCGCCCGUUGGUAGAAUACAUCAAGGCGACAAAACUUCAAUCAAACGCCUUCUGGGAAGCAGAAUUCCAGAAUUUGCAUGGAUCUUCUAUCGGCGUCUUCCCUCGUGUCCCCACGGCAGGCUAUUCUCCGACACCAAGUUACCGACUGGAAAGAUCAUGGGAUAUGAUUGACAAUCCCAAUAGCCCAGGGACCGUAAACACCAAGCUCCAGCUGUCCUGGGCUAUUCUGCAGUCUGUCUACACUGGGUGUAAUGAUGUACUGUUUGGUGUUGUGAACACGGGACGGGGCGUUCCUGUCGGAGGGAUCCAAGAGAUAGCCGGACCCACUCUGGCCAGUGUUCCAGUACGUGUACAGCUAGACCUCGAUCGGACCGUUGGCGAUGCUGUCUCUAGCAUUCAAACGAACUGGGGGGCUAGCAUGCCAUUCGAACAUGUCGGUCUCCAGAAUCUCCUUCAUCUAAGCCCUGGGACCAAGGCAGCGUGUCAAUUCCAGACCCUAAUUUCGGUUGAGCCGCGAGAUAGCCAUGAAGGCCCCUCACUAUUCUCCCAGGGUCAAUCGGUCCAGACGACUUUCGAUUUAUUCGCAUUGAUCCUUCGUUGUCGUCCAACUUCCCAGGGCUUGUGGAUUGAAAUGUCAUUUGACCCGGAGGUGAUGGACGUCCGCCAGGGAGAAAGAGUUCUGUCACAGCUCGCCCAUGUAUACAGUCAGGUGGAUCAAUACCCCACGCGUCCGCUGUCACAAAUUACUUGCAUCAGUCCAGAGAACAACAUGGAGCUAUCUCGCAUGGUAUCAGCUGGCCUUUCCUCUGACACCCCAUGGUGUGUGCAUGAGCUCUUCCGCCGGCGUGUCACAGAGAAGCCCCAAGCACCGGCUAUCGCAAGUUGGGACGGUGACCUCUCGUUUCAUGAUCUGGACCAUAUCUCCAGGGCCUUUGCGAUGUCUCUGACUCGCCAUGUACGUCCCGGACAGUUUGUGUCGCUCUGCCUAGGAAAGUCGAAAUGGGUUGCAAUAGCAAUGCUGGCGGUCAUGAAAGCCGGCGGUGCGUUCUUUUUACUGGAUACGAUUCAUCCAACCCCUCGCCUACAGCAGAUGUGUCAAACAGCAAAAUCGAAUCUGAUAGUAACUUCGAGAGAACAGCUCAACACCGCCUCGCAGCUGGGUAUCCCAAACAUUAUCACAGUAGAAGAGACUCAAUUGGAUGAGGACGUUGUCUCUCUCUCUUCUCUUUCACCUGCAGCUACCCCUGAAGAUCCAAUGUAUGCUACAUUUACAUCAGGAAGCACCGGAGUACCCAAAUGUGUCGUUGUUCAUCAUGGAGGGUUUGCAUCCAGCGCACUCGCCCACGGUGGGUCUUUUCGGUUCACGCCAACUUCCCGAGUUCUUCAAUUCGCAUCUCCUGCAUUCGAUGCUUGCAUUCUAGAGCACCUAAGCACACUUAUCAUGGGAGGCUGUGUUUGUAUCCCGUCUGCGGAUGAAUGUCAUAGCAAUUUAGCCCAGUCGAUACGGAAAUAUGGCGUGACAGUUACAUGCCUGACGCCAACCGUGACUCGAAUCAUGAACCCGGAAGCCCUAGCGUCCUUGGGCGUUAUGAUAUUUAUCGGGGAGGCGGUACUAGCUCGUGACGUGGAACGGUGGAAACCACAUGUUCAGGUUGUAAACGGCUACGGCCCGGCUGAAUGUUCACCAAUUUUCAGUGUCCAACCGGAGCUGAAAUGCCACGAUCCGUCUAAUAUUGGGUUCCCCACCGGUGGAGUUGGCUGGGUCGUGCAUCCGGAUGAUACUAGUCGGUUAAUGCCCCCAGGGUGCACCGGCGAGCUAUUAAUCGAGGGGUCAAUUGUCGGCAGGGGCUAUUUGUCUGAUCCAGAUCAAACGGCUAAAGUCUUUAUCGAAAGUCCACAAUGGCGUCAUCAAUUUCAGCCCUUGCCCACAGGCCUUUUUUACAAGACCGGAGAUCUUGUCGAAUAUACGGGCGAUGGCAGCUUCCGCUACAAUGGAAGAAAGGAUACACAAGCAAAGAUCCAUGGGCAACGAAUGGAGCUGGGAGAGAUCGAGCAUCAUUUGCGCAAUGUAUUCGGAACGGAGCAUGUUGUUGCCGAAUUGGUUCACUCCUCCCCCGAAGAUACCUCUGCAGACCAUCGCCCAGGCGUCUUUCUUGCUGCAUUCGUCCAUUAUCCAUCCGCCAACUCAAGUGAUGGCGAAAAGGGACAACACAUGAUUCUCCCCCCAAGCGAAGGUUUCCGUGCUGCAUGUGCGAAUGCGGAACCCCAAUUAUCCGACGCCCUUCCACAAUUCAUGGUUCCGGAUGUCUUUCUCCCGGUUUCACAUCUGCCGCUGACAGUAUCUGGAAAGACGGAUCGGCGAUUCCUUCGUGAUCAAACGUGUUCCUUAUCAUGGUCAACGAUGCAGAAAUACCGAGAAACAGACACUGGGCCCACGCUUCCAUCCACGGCGCAAGAAGAUUCGUUGCGUAAUAUCUGGGCUGAGACCUUAAAUCGGCCGAUGGCGGAGAUUGGAAUAGAUGAUAGUUUUUUCCGCCUCGGAGGCGACUCAGUCAGUGCCAUGCAGAUGGCGGCGAGCUGCCAGGCCGCUGGAUUCAAUGUCGUUGUCGCGGACAUCUUCCGCCGCCCAACUAUCAAGAAGCUAUCUGAGAGGAUCCAGGAGACAAGUGGGUUCAGUCCGCUGGCUAUCGGGCUUGAGAGUACCCAGACUGAAGCUUGGUUUGAGCUAUCGCCAAUCCAACAAUUUUUCUUUGACACGGUACCGGAUGGGCAUGACAAGUUUACCAUGGACUUCUUGCUGCGGAUCUCCAGGCCCGUCGCGGAGGAUCAGGUCGAGGAAGCCAUAAUGUCCUUGAGUGGCCGCCAUUCUAUGCUACGUGCGCGGUUUGAAAAAGGCGAAAACGGAUACUGGGGCCAAGUGAUAGGCGACAGACUCGAAAAAGGUGUCUGUUUUCGAUCGCACUCUUUCCACUCGAUCCAUGAGCUCGAAACGCUGAAAGCCAUACUUGUCAGUCACCGAGAAGUGCUCGACCCACGUGGUGGAACGGUGAUGGUUGUUGGCCUGUUAGAUACUCAAGAGGGGCAGUUCCUAUCACUCAUUGCACACCACAUUAUUAUCGACCUCGUGUCGUGGCGAGUGCUGCUUCAGGAUUUGGAAGACAUUCUGACAUCCGGUCGACCCUUGCAGCCCGCAUCGAUGUCCUUCCAGCAGUGGUGCAAGCUUCAGCGGGCACAUAUCAUGGAUGGGAUGAGUUCGCCAGCAGAGCCAUGGGCAGUUAGUCCGGUCCCUAUGGACUACUGGGGCUCAUCGGCCAUCUACAGACAAAACAAUUGGGCUCAGGCAACGCGAAAGCCGAUCACAAUAGGACGCGAGGCAACACAAGCUAUUCUUGGCACGGCCAAUGAUCCCUUCCAUACUCGUCCUGUUGAGCUCAUCCAGACAGCUAUUCUAUACUCGUUCGUUCAGGUGUUCGACGAUCGACAGGCACCAACCAUCUUUACCGAGGGCCACGGACGAGAGCCAUGGGACGCUCGCAUUGACAUAGCCCGCACAGUGGGCUGGUUCACCACGAUCGCACCAUUAUUUUUGGAUGUGAACAAGGAUCAUGACAUCUUCAGGCUGUUGGAGCUGACCAAGUAUGGUCGACGCAGGAAUCCCAGCAAUGGAUUUGCGUCCUUCGCAAGUCGCUACCUACAUGCGGAAGACCGACAAGUCAAACAGGAUAACAUGCUGAUGGAGAUUCUAUUUAACUAUACGGGUCUUUUCCAGCAGUUGGAGCGCCCAGGUGCACUUCUUCAAUUGGCCCCGAUUACCAGAAACGGUCUUCUGCCCAUGCCCGGCGACCUACCCCGGUUCGCAUUGAUAGACGUAAAUGCAGUCGUCAUGGAUGGCAAUCUCAGCAUCAGUUUCAUAUAUAAUCACAACACGAAACACCAGAAUCGCAUCCAGGAGUGGGCUGAAAAGUGCCGAGAAACUCUGGAGGAACUUCCCAAUAUGCUGCAGCAAGAACAGCGACUGACUGUUUCGGACCUGCCACUGCUUUCAUUUACCGAAGACAGCCAACUUCGAGACCUCUUGCACAAUGUUUCAUCCCGGUUUGAUGUACCGCGAUCUAAGGCAUAUUGGUCACACCUGCGGUGGUCUGUUCCUGCAGCCCACGGGAAGGAUGCCCCUGUGAAUCUGGAGCAGGUGAAAGCGGCGUGGCAACAAGUAGUGGAUCGCAAUUCUAUUUUGAGGACGGUCAUCAUCGAAAACACCGCUCAUCCGAGAGAACCAGUACAAGUCGUUCUGAAGUCCACUACUGCGAGCAUCCUUGAGGAGGAGCUUACAGUGGCCGAGGACGGAGAUAAACCCGGUCUGCCUAACCGUUUCCAUUUGUAUCACCCAUUACCCACAGAGUCUGGUUGUCCACCUCAUCUACUACGCAUUACGCCUCGACCGGAUGGCAGUGUACUCUGCCAAUUGACCAUCCAUCAUAUAUUGGUCGACGGGGCCACCGAGCAGAUAUUCCUGGCCGACUUUGACCGCGCGUAUUGUGGGGUUAUGGAUGAGGUACCGGCUGGCAAGAUGGGCUCCUACCUGGAAUAUCUAGCAGGGCUUGACCUCGAACAAUCGAAGGUUCAUUGGAAAAGCUACCUGAGAGACCUCACUCCUUGUAUAUUUCCAUCGUUAGAUGUGCCAAUGCAGACCGCCCCCAAGAAGACGCCACAGCUCCUUCCCUUCAAUUUCGAGAUUGCGCAGGAGCUGUAUUCGUUUUGUCGGCAAAAUGACAUGACAGUUUCUAGCUUUCUGCAAGUGGCCUGGGGACUGGUGCUUCGUGCAUAUACCGGGUCCGAGUCCGUAUGCUUCGGUUAUCUGCAUUCCUGUCGAGACCUGCCUAUAGCACACGUCGGCCAAAUUGCCGGGCCCAUGGUGAAUAUCUUGAGUGCAUUUGGGAGGGCCGUGGAGCCCGAAGGAGGAGUUGACGCCACCGAGUAUGAUUUGACUGUGAAUGUCGCUAUGGGCCAAAACAACAUCCGUGGAGACUUGACAUAUUGGAGCCAUCUCUACUCUCAUUCCCAAGUGAAGAUGAUCGCCGAUGCUUUCCACUGUAGCAUACUACAGUUGCUACGUCGCAGUGAUACAUCCAUCGACUCGUUGAAAUUUGCAGGGCACGAUAAUAUGGAUCUGAUUCUCCAGUCCAAUGUUUCAUUGCCCGAUAGUAUACAAUCUUGUAUUCAUACUCAGAUCAAGUUGUCGAGUUUUCAUUAUUCCGAGGCUACUGUAGUCUCUGCUUGGGACGGCGACUUCACUUACAGGGAACUCAAACGAAGAGCAAACGCUGCUGCACAGGCGCUUUCCCAACACUUGAUUGGUCCAGAGACAUUUGUACCGAUACUCAGUGAGAAGUCGAAAUGGGAGGUUGUGUCAAUCCUGGCAGUACUGGAAGCAGGUGGGGCUUUCAUCCUGCUCGAUCCUGCUCAGCCGCAGCACAGACUCCAGAGCAUGAUUCACGACGACUUUGAUUGCCCUGUGAUCGUUUCAUCUAAACAACAGGCUCAACUGGCGGCUACUAUUGCGCCCAAUGUCAUAGUUCCAGAAUCAGUGGAGGCUAACGUGGGAUUUGUCGACGAAGUCUCCGGGAACAACAUGGCUCCCGUCUCUAUGCAUUCUGCUUGCUAUGCAGUCUUCUCCUCUGGAAGCACAGGGAAACCCAAAGCCAGUGUUAUUGAGCAUCGCUCCUUCCUGUCGGCUGCGCUCCACCACGGCAAAGCACUGGACUUAAAUGCGCGAUCGCGAGUUCUUCACUUUGCCUCCAAUGCAUUUGACGCAGCGAUCUUGGAAAUUUUAAGCACCCUUCUUGUGGGAGGAUGUGUUUGUAUUCCCUCCGAUGACGAAAGAAACAACCACUUAAAAGACUGCAUUUCCAAAUACCAAGUGAACUGGGCUCUUCUGACACCGUCAGUGUCUCGCAUUCUCGACCCACAGCAGGUGGUAACGUUGCAGACCCUGGUGUUUGGCGGGGAAAGAAUGAGUGUGGACGACAUCCGGCGAUGGUCCCCACAUGUAGUUUGCAUGAACGCAUACGGACCCUCCGAGGCGUCUGUUGUUUCAACAUGUCAAUCCUCCAGCCAACGCCUUCUAGAAGAUCCGUCAAAUAUCGGGCACCCCACCGGAGCAGUUGCUUGGGUACUCAGCUUGCAUCCCCCGCACCACCCCGUUCCAGUUGGUGCGAUUGGUGAGCUUGCUAUCGAGGGUCCCAUUGUUGGUCGUGGAUACGCGAACAGACCAGAAAAUAUGAAGGAGGCAUUCCUACCGUAUCCAGACUGGAUGCAUGAGAUUCGUGAUACAGCGAGCGGCCUGCUCUAUAAGACAGGCGAUCUGGUCCGGAUGAUGCCGGAUGGUUCAAUCAGCUACCUUGGCCGUGCCGAUAACCAAGUCAAGCUUCAUGGGCAGCGGAUCGAGCUGUCGGAGGUUGAGUAUCAAGUACAACGGUGUUAUCCUGCAGCAAAUCCGGAAGUCUUUGCCGAUCUUGUCCUCCAUGGCACUUCAACGUCUCCGUUUAUUGUCGCAUCGGUCGUUCUUCAUUCGCAGACAGACGAAGCCUCCUUCCAACGGGCAGCAGAUGAGAUCAAGACCCGUUUGCGGUCAGAAAUCCCGUCAUUUCUGGUGCCUUCCUUUAUAUUCCCAGUUGAAAAAGUGCCACGACUGGUGAAUGGCAAGUUUGACCGUCGUAAACUGCAGGAAGCAGCUUCUCGAAAAGUAGAGGCAGAAAUCAGUCAAUCCGUGGCAAGUCGUCCGAAACGGAGUUCAGGUCCACUGAAUCCAACAGAACGGGUCUUACAACGGCUCUGGGCAGAUAUUCUUAGUCGCUCGUGGGACUCGAUCUUCCCAGAAGACGAUUUCUUCUCGGUGGGAGGUGAUAGCGUGGCUGCCAUGAAGCUAUCAUCUGCUGCUUCUAGCGAAGACCUCAACAUUUCGGUCUCAGAUGUCUUCCUUCAUUCCACGCUGAAGGAUCUCGCACAAGUUGCCGUGUCCCGGCAGCCCCCAGUGUCAAGCCCGACUAACAUAACCCCACAUGUGGAUGCGACAAAAUUCUCACUUCUUCCAGAGACGGAUGUGGAAGGAAUACUAGCCCAGGCAGCCAGCCAAUGCAGCGUUCCAAGGGACCAGAUCGAAGACAUUUACCCUUGUACCGAGUUGCAGGUUGGACUCGCUGCUCUAACCGCGCAACGUCAGGGGGCGUUUGUUGCGGGUCAUCGUUUUCGAUUAGGACCCAAUACCGACUUGGCCAAGCUCACGAGAGCUUGGCAAACAGUAAUGGCAACAAAUGACAUACUUCGUACUCGUCUGGUAGUUUUGGAUGCCGGUUACUUUCAGGCCCUGCUGAAGGAAGACGAACCUGUAUGGAUCACCAAAGCUGACCGCACUAGCCGGAAACUACAGUGGGAAUUUAUCUUCGGACAGCCACUGGCUCAGUUUGAGAUACUACCAUCGGAGAAUAAUCAAUUCGAUCUGAUGAUCACAAUGCAUCAUGCAAUUUACGAUGCCUGGUCUGUCUGUCUUCUUGUCGAAAAGGCAAGAUUAGUGUACCACGACCAGCAUACUCCAAACACGAUCGCAACCCCGUUCAGGAACUUUAUCGCAUACUCCAUGUCCAGGAAGGAAGCCGGUCUGAAGUAUUGGUGCAAGCAGCUUCACGAUUUGAAGGCAGAUCCAUUCCCAUCGUUGCCGAGUCCGUCCUAUCGUCCUCGACCAUCAACGCGAAUUGAGCGAAUCAUUGACACUGGUUCAUUGAUGCACCCUUGGGUCAGUCGCACUGCGGCAAUUCGAUUAUCCUGGGCUCUGGUACAAUCACAGUAUCAGAACAACGAUGAUGUUGUUUUUGGUGUUGUAUCCAGUGGUCGUACCGCACCCGUUCAUGGUAUUGAGGCCAUGGUUGGGCCCACCAUCGCCACGUAUCCUCUGCGCGUCCGGAUUGAUAAAAGUCUCAGUGGAUCACAGGCUAUUGCAAAUAUACAUGAACAGUCAACGGAAUCGGCCAGCUUUGAGCAAGUCGGACUCUCUAAAAUCGCUGCUAUUGGGGCAGAUGGUGCUCGCGCCUGCGCCUUCCAAGUCUUGCUCGUGGAACAACUUGAUCCCAAAGCUGGUACCCAGGAUUUUGAAGGUGGAAUGCAGGCACUCGGCUCUUCAAGUGAUAACGGGCUUUAUGCAUACGCUGUGCAACUGGUUGUCCUUAUGAAGGCAGACAAGAUCAGUGUAGAGACUUGCUUCGAUCCUGAUGUGAUAUCAGAAUGGCAAAUGAACCGACUGCUAGACCAGUUCAGUCACAUAUUGCCGCAAGUCCAUAGAAGCCUUCAUCGCAGUGUGCAAGAUAUUGUCUCAAUCAACCAACAUGACCUUCGGCAGCUUCGGAGCUGGCAGCCUGAAAUCUUCGAUCCGGGGACAGGGACAGUGGUUGAAAGUAUCAGCCAGCAAUGUAUCACACAACCUUCCGCUCUUGCAGUCUCGGGCUCCAUGGGCGGCCUGUCGUACAGAGAACUUGACUUGUGGUCAAAUUCUGUUGCCGACAUAUUGGUCGGGAAAGGGGUUGGAUCGGGCUGCAUUGUUCCGAUUUAUCUCGAUCGUUCUCACUGGGUGCCUGUUGCUGUUCUCGGUGUUCUCAAGACUGGUGCCGCAUUCGCGCUUCUGGAUGUCCCGCUGCCUCUUGAGAGGCUACGUAUGAUGUGCGAAGAGAUCCGUGCUCCUCUCAUCCUUUCCUCUUCUACUCUCGAGGAAAUGGCUAGCAUGCUGGCUCCAAAAGUUAUCGCCCUUUCCCUAGAGGGUACUCUGCCUUCCUUAGGACAGAGAUAUAAGAUAGCCGCCGGCCCUAGUCGGCCUCUGUACGUGUCUUUUACAUCGGGCUCGACUGGGGCUCCCAAGGGAGUUGUUGUCAACAACAACGCAUUCUUGGCCACAGUCAUGGGCUACACUCGUACUGCAGGUCUCAGUCCUCAGAGCCGGGUGCUUCAUUUCGCCUCGUACGCAUUUGACGCUAGUAUCUUGGAAAUACUUCCAACUCUCAUGACAGGCGGCUGCCUAUGCAUUCUCUCCGGAUCGGAACGACGAUGCCAAUUAACGGAAGCAAUUGCAGAUCUGCGUCCAGAUAUGGCCAUUUUGACUCCAUCUGUUCUUCGGACACUCGAUCCUGUCACUGUUGACUCUCUCCAUACAGUAUUUGCCGGUGGAGAGCCUUUGAAACCAAGCGACAUUCAGCAGUGGGCGCCACACGUCAAUUUUUCAAACGCGUACGGACCGGUAGAAGCCGCUGUUGCGUUUACCAUAAAGUCCUGCAUCCGAGACUCCUCCGAGGAAAAUAAUAUCGGAUUUCCCCUGGCAGGUGCCGUGCAUGUAGUAGACCCGAGGGACCCGGAACGACUAGUACCCAUAGGAUCAGUGGGUGAACUCCUUCUUCAGGGUCCGCAAGUGUCUCGGGGCUACCUAAACAACCCGGAGGCGACAAACGCCGCAUUUAUCGCACCCCCGUCAUGGCUGAAGGAAGUGCAGUCACCGGAGAGCUCUGAUUGUGACACGCCGCUAUAUUGUACGGGUGAUUUGGUCCGCUAUGCGCAGGAUGGCUCAUUGUUAUUCAUCGGCAGAAAGGAUAAUCAAUCAAAGCUCCGAGGACAGCGUUUGGAGUUAGGUGAAGUAGAGGAGCAGGUCAAACAGAGCAUUUCUGGGGUCAAAGACGUGGUUGCAGAAGUGAUCACACCCUCGUCAACAUCCAGUGCCCCCUGGCUCGCUGCUUUCAUCACCUGGAACGAGCCCGAUCCCGAAUCUUCAAGUGCAAUCAUUCCAUCGUUGGAUGUUGACAUUCCUCAAAGGUUUGCGGAUAUAGUCGGAACGGCCCUUCAUCGGCUGGAAAAUGUGCUCCCAAGCUACAUGGUUCCGUCCCUGAUUGUGCCACUACGACGCAUGUUGGAAACACCCAGUGGAAAAGUCGACCGUCGAUCGUUGCGAGAGUCAAUUGCAGCAAUUCCGCGGCAUGAGCUUAAUCAACACUUGGGCCCAGACAACAUGAUCAAACGAGCUCCAUCCAUGGAAGCCGAGCUCUUGCUGUGGGAUAUCUGGACUCGUGUGCUCCACGUCGGGACGGAGCAGAUAGGAAUCGAUGAUAGCUUCAUCCGCCUGGGAGGCGACUCGAUCUCUGCAGUGAGAGCCACCUCGGAGGCUCGUUCCUUGGGUAUCAAACAUUCCGUCGCAGAAUUGCUCCAGUGGAAGACUAUUUCCGAGGUUGCUAAGAGAUCUACACGCCUUUCACGAAGCGCUUAUUCCUACAGAACUCCAGCUCCCUUUUCCCUGGUUUCAGACAGUGAAAAGAAAAGAAUCAUGUCUUUGUCCCUAGCCGGAACACGUCCCUUUACGCCCGAUAAUGUAGAGGACAUCAUCCCGGCAGUCACAUUGCAGGCUUUCUAUAUCACCAAUUCCUCGCCAGUUUCAAUGGCACGGCGUUUUGAAACUCACUUGGAUAUCGGCCGGCUUCGCAAGGCAUGUGAGCAUUUGAUGGCUCGUCACAGUAUCUUACGUACUGUUUUCGUCAGCCACAAUGACUGUUUCUUCCAGGUGGUCCUAAAAGAGGUUAAACCGUCAAUCGGGUUUGUCGAAUGUGCCGACCCGGAAAAAUGGGUGCAAGCGAAGUCCAAAGAGCCAUCACCAGCUACGACAGCUCAAGGCUCAGUGCCAUUGAGUUUUACACUAGUAACCAAUUUCACCCGACAAUACUGCAUCUUCAUCAUUCACAUUUCGCACGCGCAGUACGACGGUGUCUCUGUGCCACUCCUGUGGGAGGACCUUGUUGCUGCGUACCAGGAUAGGAAAUUGAGAGAAAGCGGACAAUUCAAAGAUGUCGUGUCAUACCGCAUGAGCUCAGAAAACUCUUGCUUUUCAUUCUGGAGAGACCAUCUUAACGGUGCUUCAGCCUCAGCAAUUGACCCCUUGGGAGUCGCUGGGAUAUCCGAACCUUCUGUGGAAGAUAUCACUGUGGAACAUACAAUCUGCCGACCUCAGACCUUGCCGGAUAUCACCCUCGCAACCCUUGUGAAGGCAGCAUCGGCGUGGGUCUUAGGGCGUCAUGCCGGAUCCUCCGAUAUCAUCUUGGGCCAGAUCAUGCAUGGACGUGGCGGCUCUCUUCCCAACAUCGGCAGAACUUUGGGACCGUGCCUUACUCAGCUGCCAGUACGAGUCACAUUGCAGCCGGACAUGACCGUCGAGGAUCUCCUGCAUGAAAUGCAGACUCGCCAGAUGGAAGCCGUGGCAAACGACAAUAUUUCCUUCGACCAUAUCCGCCGCCACUGCACCUCCUGGCCUGACGAUUCGGCUAUCGGCUGCUUCACGCACCACCAGGGGCUGCAGAUGGUUGAGCUGCCAGCCGUCCAGGACUUUGAUGGCAUUAAAUCAUCGCCCAGUCUCACUUGGGUCACUAGUAAACUCGCACCCGGCCAAGUCGGGAUCAAUUCGGUAGAACGUUCAUCGCACCUUGAGCUUCUCAUCACUGCGACUGAAAACACGUUGGACCAGGCGAGCGCUGAAGACCUGGUAAAGAGAAUCGCUGCUGCUAUUGAAUUGUUUGCCAGUUCGUCGGGUUCAACCCUGGCGUCUUUGGUCUAAUUGAUAAUUUGGUUGAGUUGGCUAUUUUC